AUGAAGACCCAGGUCAUGUUGGAGGAGACCAUGAAGACCCAGGACAUGUUGGAGGAGACCAUGAAGACCCAGGACAUGUUGGAGGAGACCAUGAAGACCCAGGACAUGUUGGAGGAGACCACGAAGACCCAGGACAUGUUGGAGGAGACCAUGAAGAGCCAGGACAUGUUGGAGGAGACCAUGAAGACCCAGGUCAUGUUGGAGGAGACCAUGAAGAGCCAGGACAUGUUGGAGGAGACCAUGAAGACCCAGGACAUGUUGGAGGAGACCAUGAAGACCCAGGUCAUGUUGGAGGAGACCAUGAAGACCCAGGUCAUGUUGGAGGAGACCAUGAAGACCCAGGUCAUGUUGGAGGCGACCAUGAAGCCCCAGGUCAUGUUGGAGGAGACCAUGAAGACCCAGGGCAUGUUGGAGGAGACCAUGAAGACCCAGGUCAAGUUGGAGGAGACCAUGAAGACCCAGGUCAUGUUGGAGGAGACCAUGAAGACCCAGGACAUGUUAUGA
Molecule: messenger RNA, 504 nt
Organism: Knipowitschia caucasica
Lineage: Eukaryota; Metazoa; Chordata; Actinopteri; Gobiiformes; Gobiidae
Source: the annotation of a GenBank genome assembly